AUGGCGGAACAAUUAAGACAAGUUUUUGCCGACGCUAAGAAAGAAAAGCGCAAUGCGUUGGUUACAUUCAUGACCGCUGGUUAUCCCAGAGUUGAAGAUACUGUGCCCAUUCUGAAAGGAUUUCAAGACGGUGGUGUCGAUAUAAUAGAAGUCGGUAUGCCAUUUUCGGACCCAAUUGCUGACGGACCUACCAUUCAAGUUGCCAACACAGUAGCUUUGAACAAUGGAGUCACCAUGAAACAAACUUUGGGAAUGGUUCGGGACGCAAGAUCGCAAGGCGUGACAGUUCCGAUCAUCUUGAUGGGUUACUACAACCCAAUUAUGACUUAUGGAGACGAGAAAUUCAUCAACGAGGCCGCAAAGGCAGGUGUCAACGGGUUUAUUAUCGUUGAUCUUCCACCAGAGGAAGCCAUCAAAGUGAGAAAUUUUGUCAGCAACAACGGGUUGAGUUUGGUCCCACUGGUGGCGCCUUCUACUACUGAUCAGCGUUUGGAGCUAUUGUCGCAGAUUGCUACGUCCUUCAUUUACGUUGUUUCCAGAAUGGGCACUACCGGAGUUCAAUCCUCUGUCUCGAACGAUCUUUCAGCUUUGGUGACCAGAGUGAGAAAAUACACUAAGGACAUUCCGCUUGCGGUCGGUUUCGGUGUCUCGACAAGAGAGCACUUCACUACUGUGGGCAGUGUUUCGGACGGUGUGGUUAUUGGAUCGAGAAUCGUUAAGCUUAUUGCGGACGCCCAACCAGACGAGCGUUACGAUGUGGCUAAAAACUACGUCGAAGAAAUUCUUGCCGGUCAAAAGCACAGAGUCCUGUCUACCGAGGAAUUCAAGGCUUCGCAAGCCGCUUCUAUCGGUAAGGGUAAAACCAACAAAUGUGAAGAGACCGAUUUCAAAGAGAUCCAUAAAUUUAAAGCCACUUUUGGCGACUUUGGUGGACAAUACGUCCCAGAAGCUUUGCAUGCUUGUUUGAGAGAACUUGAACAAGGAUUUGAAAGCGCCGUUGCCGACCCUAUUUUCUGGGAAGAAUUCAAGGGGCUUUACAGCUACAUUGGACGUCCUUCUUCUUUGCACAAAGCCGAAAGAUUCAGCGAGCACUGUGGUGGUGCUCAAAUUUGGUUGAAAAGAGAAGAUCUUAACCAUACGGGAUCUCACAAGAUCAACAAUGCCCUUGCACAAGUGCUUAUUGCCAAGAGACUAGGGAAGAAGAAGAUCAUUGCCGAAACCGGUGCGGGACAACACGGUGUAGCCACCGCGACUGCUUGUGCCAAGUUUGGUUUGCAGUGUACUGUUUUCAUGGGUGCUGAGGACGUACGCCGUCAAGCGCUCAACGUUUUCAGAAUGCGUAUCUUAGGUGCCACAGUUGUGCCUAUCACGAACGGCACUCAAACUUUAAGAGACGCAACCUCUGAGGCUUUCAGAUUUUGGGUGUCCAAUCUAGAGACUACCCAUUACGUCGUGGGCUCCGCCAUUGGACCUCAUCCUUACCCAACUUUGGUCCGUACUUUCCAGUCAGUGAUUGGAAAUGAAACCAAGCAGCAGUUUGCAAAAUUGAACGACGGAAAACUUCCAGAUGCCGUUGUCGCGUGUGUUGGUGGCGGUUCGAAUUCUACCGGUAUGUUCUCACCAUUUGAGAACGACACCAACGUGAAACUUUUGGGUGUUGAAGCUGGUGGUGAUGGCAUUGACACCAAUAGCCACUCUGCGACAUUGACCGUUGGAAGACCCGGUGUGUUCCAUGGUGUUAAGACUUAUGUGUUGCAGGACAGCGACGGUCAGGUUCACGACACUCAUUCCGUCUCUGCGGGUCUGGACUAUCCAGGUGUGGGUCCAGAGCUUGCAUCUUGGAAGGCGUCCGGUCGUGCUGAGUUUAUUGCCGUGACCGACGCUGAAGCUUUGGAAGGUUUCAGACUAUUGUCGCAAUUGGAAGGUAUCAUUCCUGCUUUAGAGUCGUCGCAUGCCGUUUACGGUGCUAUGCAAUUAGCCAAAAAGAUGCGUUCUGAUCAGCACAUUGUCAUCAACGUUUCCGGUAGAGGUGACAAAGAUGUGCAAAGCGUUGCUGAAGUUUUACCUAAACUGGGUCCAGAGAUAGGCUGGGACUUGCGGUUUGAAGAAGAUCCAAGUGCUUGA
This is a messenger RNA of Lachancea mirantina, 2124 nucleotides long. NCBI's taxonomy places the organism in Eukaryota, Fungi, Ascomycota, Saccharomycetes, Saccharomycetales, Saccharomycetaceae. The record is from the annotation of a GenBank genome assembly.